Alternaria novae-zelandiae is the source of this 2241-nucleotide messenger RNA. RefSeq lists its product as uncharacterized. Bases 1 to 2241 code for a protein of 746 amino acids. Gene Ontology annotation, molecular function: serine-type endopeptidase activity. The record is from RefSeq and is a predicted model, not a curated record. The transcript has 11 exons. NCBI's taxonomy places the organism in Eukaryota, Fungi, Ascomycota, Dothideomycetes, Pleosporales, Pleosporaceae. Gene Ontology annotation, biological process: proteolysis.
AUGAAAUCCCUGGAGCCAGUCAAGAGCGAAGAAGCAUCGCAGAAGGAUGUAACCCCGCCAGUCGAUCAACAAGCUGCGACUUCCGAGCCGAGAGACGUCCCACUUGGAUCUACCACCGUUGAAGUGCAGCGAGAUGCUUCGUCUGAGACCCGAGUUUACACGGUCUGGGCAAGCGACGUCCACAACGAAGCCCAGGUCAAUGAGACGCGCACUUGGCUCAAGAGCCUUGUCAAAGACAAAGACAGGAUGCGUGACCAGCUGGGAUGGACCUGGGACACCUACGAAGAUUUCCCCAGAGAAGAGUGGGACAGGCUGGCCGAUGAAGGCAGGUUAGAAGAGGAGUUCGACAAUUACGAAGUGGUGCGUUGCUGGUCAGGCGUGGUCUUGGACCAGGCUGGAUACGAGAAGGUCGCAGCCAAAACGGAAUGGAUAGAGGCAAUUGAAGCUAACCUACACACUUCGGACAUGAACGCACAUGCACUUCCGACAAAGACAUAUACCGUCUACGCAGCCGACAUCAGGAACGAGGCCCAAGUCAACGAAACUCGGGUUUGGCUUGAAGGUUUGACCAAGGACAAGUCUAAGAUGCGCGAGGACAAGAGGUUUCCCUGGGAUGAGCCCGAAGACAUACCAGAAGACGAACUCGAUAAAUUGUAUGACGAGGGCAGGCUCGACGCUGAGCUUGACAAUUACGAAGUAGUUUACGCGUGGGGAGGCGUUAUACUAGACCAGUCAGGGUACGACGAGGUGGUGGCCAAGAAGGAAUGGGUGGAGCAUGUCGAGGAUCCGAGUCAAUACCACGAAGUAGAGAUGAGUGCUGUCCCCAGAAUGAGUAUCAAGACCACGGGAACCUUGGAAGCUCGGAAAUUCGAAUGGGGAGAUUGGCAGAAGCAGGAGGGUGCAGCGCGGGACUUGGUCCAAGUCAGCUGUUAUGAGGGAAGCAAUUUGGACGACUUCAAGGACUACGUUUACGAGAAGAGAGCUGGAGAGGGAGUACAUGUGUAUGUUUUGGAUCAUGGAGAAACCGGCGAAAAAGUGUUUCCAGGAUUCGACAACGAACAGGACAAUAGCGGUAUCGUAGAAACAAGAGCUUUCACCAACCAAAAUGAUGCGCACAACAUUCGAUACGACCAUUCCCCUAAAGGCCACGGAACGAAAGUAGCGUCCAAAAUCGUUGGGCAGUGGGGAACCGCAAAGGGAGCGACACUGGUGCCGGUGCAGGUCAAACCGGGCGGAGACGACAUUCACAACGGGUUCGAAAGGAUUGUUGCAGAUGUAAUCAGACGGCGCAGGAAAAUACCUGGGUUUCAAGCUGUUGUCGUUAUGAGCAGCGGCACAGAACGCGCCGUCGGAGACAAUGGUUACAAGGGCUACACACGAGAAGAAGCAGAGAACGAUUACAGAGCAAAGCAACAGAUUCGCUGGAUAAAGCAGGUAUUCAGUUACGGGGUCCCCGUGGUGCUCGCUUCGGGUAAUGAAGCCGAAACUGAAGGCCGAAAAGUCAUCGACCAUUUCCCCCAGGUCUUGGAGACAGAUGACUUUCCCAUUAUCAACGUCGGGGCUGCCACGCUUGCAGGCAAAGCUGCACCUUUCUCGCAAGGCCUGGGUACCCAGCAAGAUCCAGAGAAGCGCACACAGCUGACCAUCUACGGUGUUGGAGUGGAUGUCGACGUCCACGAUCAAUAUGACGGUGCAGCAACGCAGGAUUCGGGUACGUCGUUAGCUGCACCGGCGGUGGCAGGCAUUAUUGCUACACACAUGAACUACGAAUCCUGGGACCAGAGCAAGCAAGGACCCGACCGAGUGAAAGAAAUCAAGAGAUGGAUAACCACACCUGAGUCGAGCUGGGAGCGUGCCAAAGAUCCCGACAAGCAAGUCAACAUGAUCUGGAACGGCGCCGACAAAGCAGCCCACGACAGCGUCUCCAACAACUACUGCAAAUUCAAAUACCAGAACCGAUACUUCUUCUACCGCCGCGACGACGACAACCAGGAACCCGACAGCCUAUGUACCUCUCUACUCAACGACUUUCACCAAGACGACCAAGGCGUGACGACCGACGAGAACCUCUUCGAGCAUCCGACGUGGCCGGCGGGAGAGUGGACGCUGGAUCUCUUCGGCGAGGAAUAUGUCUAUAGGAAUGAUGGGCAGAGUCCGGGAGCGCUGUUCAAGGGCGAGCAGCAAAUCAGUUGCGCCGGUGAUCUGGAAAAUCAUGGACUGGGGACCGUCCAGUCGGACUGA